Molecule: messenger RNA, 1467 nt
Organism: Brassica rapa (field mustard)
Lineage: Eukaryota; Viridiplantae; Streptophyta; Magnoliopsida; Brassicales; Brassicaceae
Product: F-box protein At4g22390
Molecular function (GO): protein binding
Source: RefSeq, a predicted model, not a curated record
UUUCUCAGUCACACCGAGACUGAGAGAGAGUAGCUUCCCAGAGAAGACAAUGGCGAAUAUGCCGAUGGAUAUCGUCACCGACGUCUUCCUCCGUCUCCCCGCUUCUAUGCUGGUCCGAUGCCGCGUCCUCUCGAAGCCUUGCUUCUCUCUCAUCGACAGUCCCGACUUCGUCGCAUCGCAUCUCAAACGCACGCUCGAAACCGAAGAGCACCUCAUGAUCUUGCUGCAAUCCGAUCGCCUUUUACGUACGGUGUACCUCGACGCACCGGAUAAACUCUCCGACGUUGAGAAUCCUUUGCCAACCGGUGGUUUCACGGAGGUUUUCGGUUCGGUUAACGGUUUGAUCGGUUUAACCAACUCUCCUGUUGAUUUAUCGAUUUUCAAUCCAUCGACUCGCAAAAUCCACCGCUUACCGUUCGAGCCUAUCGAUUUCCCUCAACAUUCCAUCACUCGGCAGUAUGUGUUUUACGGAUUAGGUCACGAUUCGGUGAGUGAUGAUUACAAAGUCGUGAGGAUGGUUCAGUGUAAGCAUAAAGAUGGUGCUGGAGGUUAUCCUUACGAAAUCAAAGUUUUCAGCUUAAAGAGUAACAAAUGGAAGAGAAUCCAUCUUCGCUUUGAGGUUCAGAAUCUCCUCGUCCGCUUCUAUUACAAUCUAACGUAUCGUAGUGGGAAUGGUGUUCUUGCUAGCAACAGUUUUCACUGGAUUCUACCUCGAAGUGAAGGAUAUAUCGAAUUCAACACUGUCAUCAGAUUUGAUCUUUCCUCUGACGAUCUUGGUGUCCUUAGCUUCCCAGAGGAGCUUUACCAUGAAGAUUAUAUGGAUAUAGGUGUGUUAGAUGGCUGCCUUUGCUUGAUGUGUUACUGCGAUUUUAGCCAUGUGGAUGUUUGGAUUCUGAGUGAGUAUGGAGGAAAGUGGAGUAAGUUCAUUACGGUGCCGACAUCGAAGACUGUGGUUUCGUUAGAGUUUGUGAGACCUUUGGUCUACUCUAAGGACAGGAGCAAGAUUUUGCUGGAGAUAAACAAUGGGAAGCUCUUUUGGUUUGAUUUGGGGAGUAAGAGUUUUGAAAUGCUUGUGAUAAAGGGUUAUGAUGAGGAUCGUCCAUGGAACGUAGAAAUUGUUGUGAGUAGCCUUGUUUUGGGAUGUAAAGGUGAUCCUCGCAGAGCUCGAGAAAAGAAAAUGAUGCAGAAGGUCAACAAAAGGAGGGAUGAUUUUCUGUCCAAGGGAUUCAAACUCAAGUUAUAAGAAAAGCAGGGGAACUUCAAUGCCCAACACUUUAUAAAGGUGCAGGGCCGUAAGAGGGAGAAGAAAUUGCUUGAAGCAACUUUAUCAAAUCCUAAUCCUAUAUUAGAUGAUCUUAGUACUAUUUAGCUUAACCUAUGUAGUAGAAGGUAUAUUCACGAAGAAAAGACUGUGUCCUACGCUCUGUAGUUGGUUGAAUUUAUAAAAUCCAAGAAUGUAGUAAAAUU